AACAACCACGGAUCAUCUAAAAAAUCUCUUGUAACUUCAAGAUCCAUCAUUCCAAUGGCUUCCUCAGCCAAAUCCCAAACCCAAAUCCAUGCCGGCGAUGAUCAAGAACAUUCCUCAUAUGCCAUGCAGCUUGUUAUGUCAUCGGUUAUGUCCAUGGCUCUUCAUACAGUUACACAGCUGGGCGUUUUUGACAUCAUAGCAGACGCUGGUGAAGAUGCCAAGCUCUCAGCACAAGAGAUUGCUUCCCGGUUGGCCACUCACAACCCGGAUGCGCCCAUGAUGCUGGACCGCAUCCUCAUGCUCCUAGCCACCCACAGUGUGGUCACUUGCUCUGUUGAUAUUGAUAAUCAUGGUGAUCCCCACAGGCUGUAUGGUUUAGCACCUGUUUCCAAGUAUUUCAUCCGGAAUGAAAAUGGCGUUUCUUUAGGUCCCUUGAUGACUUUGGUUCAGGACAAGGUCUUCUUGGACAGUUGGUCCCAAUUGAAGGAUGCAAUUCUUGAAGGAGGAGUUCCAUUUGACCGGUUCCAUGGAACUCAUGCUUUUGAAUACCCAGCUAAGGAUUCUAGAUUCAAUGAAGUUUUUAAUAAAGCAAUGAUGAAUCAUACCACCAUGGUUAUCAAGGAGAUCCUUAAGUCAUACAAGGGUUUUGAGCAUCUCAAACGGCUGGUUGAUGUUGGCGGAGGACUAGGAGUCACCCUUGGCUUCAUCACUGCCAAAUAUCCUUCCAUCAAAGGAAUCAAUUUUGACUUGCCUCAUGUUGUUCAGCAUGCUCCACCAUGCCCUGGGGUUGAACAUGUAGGAGGAGAUAUGUUCCAAAGUGUUCCCAAGGGAGAUGCUAUUUUCAUGAAGUGGAUACUUCAUGACUGGAGUGAUGAUCACUGUGUCAAGGUGUUGAAGAAUUGUUACGAUGCUGUACCUGAUGAUGGAAAAGUGAUUGUUGUGGAAUCAGUUGUUCCGGUCUUGCCCGAGACAAAUGCUGCUUCAAAGGCCAUUUCUCAGAUUGACGUGCAGAUGAUGACUCAAAACCCAGGUGGGAAGGAAAGGACCCAGCAAGAAUUCACGAAAUUGGCAACUAAAGCUGGAUUCAGUUGCAUCAAAUAUGAGUGUUUUGUAUUUAACUUCUGGGUCAUGGAGUUUUGUAAGUGAUUCAUCCACCAAAUUUUAAUAAUCACUGACGCCUGCGAUGUGUUCGAUCUUUUUCGCCUCUAGAAAUUUCUGGCGUGUAUUCUUGUAGAGUUGUUUCUUGGAUGGACUCAUUUAAUGCUCACAUCACAUGCCAAAUGACUAAGCAAUUUAAUAGAAUAUAUUUUUUUUU
Rubroshorea leprosula is the source of this 1315-nucleotide messenger RNA. The record is from the annotation of a GenBank genome assembly. NCBI's taxonomy places the organism in Eukaryota, Viridiplantae, Streptophyta, Magnoliopsida, Malvales, Dipterocarpaceae.